Torulaspora globosa is the source of this 1398-nucleotide messenger RNA. RefSeq names its product putative divalent metal ion transporter SMF3 (gene SMF3). Lineage: Eukaryota; Fungi; Ascomycota; Saccharomycetes; Saccharomycetales; Saccharomycetaceae. The transcript has a single exon. Gene Ontology annotation, biological process: iron ion transport; intracellular manganese ion homeostasis. The coding region runs from base 1 to 1398 and encodes 465 amino acids. Gene Ontology annotation, cellular component: plasma membrane. Gene Ontology annotation, molecular function: cadmium ion transmembrane transporter activity; manganese ion transmembrane transporter activity. The record is from RefSeq and is a predicted model, not a curated record.
AUGAGCAUCUAUCAAGUGUUGCGUAAGUUCGCAACUUUCAUAGGCCCGGGCAUCAUGGUCAGUGUGGCCUAUAUGGAUCCAGGCAAUUAUUCUACCAGUGUCUCCGGUGGUGCGCAGUUCAAAUAUACUUUACUUUUCUCAGUUUUCAUUUCGAAUAUCUUUGCCGUUUUACUUCAGUGUCUCUGCGUGAAACUUGGCACUGUCACUGGUUAUGAUCUUGCAGAAAAUUGCCGUCGUCAUUUGCCUCGAAAGCUCAACCUGGUAGUUUACUUUUUUGCAGAGCUGGCGAUCAUAGCGACCGAUCUGGCGGAGGUCGUAGGUACCGCGGUCGCACUGCAGAUUCUAUUUGGGAUUCCUUUGACUUAUGGGGUGAUUCUCACCGUAUUGGAUGUUCUAGUCAUUCUGAUGUUUUACCAACAAGAUGGUGCAUCCAUGAAAAAGGUUAGAGCUUUUGAACUUUUCGUUAGCGGUUUAGUGGCCGCGACCGUCAUCUGCUUUCUUCUCGAAUUGUUCAAGAUAACAAUUCCCGAUAAAUUGGAGCUAAUAAGAGGAUAUCUUCCCUCAGCAAUAAUCUUCAAGGAUCAAGGAGCUUUGUAUAUCUCCUUGGGGAUUCUGGGGGCUACAGUCAUGCCUCAUUCAUUGUAUCUGGGCUCUUCAUUGGUUAAACCACGUUUGCAAGAAUUCGACAUCAAACGAUAUGGCAAGGUAGGUAAGCGUCCAAGUGUCAAGGCCAUCAAGUACAACUUGAAUUACUCGUAUGCUGAACUGAUAAUUUCAUUGUUUCUGAUUGCAACAUUCGUAAAUUCAGCCAUUUUGAUUGUUGCUGGUGCAACUCUAUACGGUCAACCCGAGGCUAAGGAUGCUGAUUUGUUAUCAAUCUACAAUCUACUGGUUCAUUAUAUUUCGCCCGCGGCAGGUUUAAUAUUUGCUCUGGCAAUGAUCUUUUCAGGCCAAUCCGCUGGAAUCAUUUGCACAGUCGCUGGCCAGAUAGUCUCCGAAGGCUUUUUGAAAUGGUCACUGCCGCCAUGGGCAACAAGGCUUGGUACGAGACUAAUUGCGAUUGUUCCAUGUUUGUUCAUUACCUUGACCAUGGGCGAGCGCGGUAUUUCAGAUGUGCUUAACUUUUCGCAGGUGGUUUUAUCCUUGAUCCUUCCUAUCGUGUCAGCGCCUCUGAUAUACUUCACAGCCAACAGGAAAAUAAUGACAGUCAUUGACGAACAUGGAGAAGGAGAAAACGAAGAUGAGAACACUCCUCUGACAAUGCCAGGUGGCAAAACUGUUGAUUACACUAAUAGCAGAUGGUUAACCAUUUCUGCUUUCAUUGUUUGGGCCAUCAUCGGCGCAUUGAAUUGUUAUUUAGUUUUUAGCUUUCUGCUGGGAGCUGAUGUUCAUUUUUGA